Molecule: messenger RNA, 309 nt
Organism: Staurois parvus
Lineage: Eukaryota; Metazoa; Chordata; Amphibia; Anura; Ranidae
Source: the annotation of a GenBank genome assembly
GGAUUGGAACACCUGAAUCACAUGAUUUGGAGGGGAUGGGAACACCUGAAUCACAUGAUAUGGAGGGGAUGGGAACACCUGAAUCACAUGAUAUGGAGGGGGAUUGGAACACCUGAAUCACAUGAUUGGGAGGGGAUUGGAACACCUGAAUCACAUGAUAUGGAGGGGAUUGGAACACCUGAAUCACAUGAUUUGGAAGGGAUUGGAACGCCUGAAUCACAUGAUAUGGAGGGGAUUGGAACACCUGAAUCACAUGAUUUGGAGGAGGAGAAAAAAUCUUCAUCACCCCCCACUUGUAGUGCAGUGUCA